Pleuronectes platessa (European plaice) is the source of this 6504-nucleotide messenger RNA. RefSeq names its product atrophin 1 (gene atn1). The record is from RefSeq and is a predicted model, not a curated record. NCBI's taxonomy places the organism in Eukaryota, Metazoa, Chordata, Actinopteri, Pleuronectiformes, Pleuronectidae. The coding region runs from base 530 to 5734 and encodes 1734 amino acids. Gene Ontology annotation, molecular function: transcription corepressor activity. The transcript is spliced from 10 exons. Gene Ontology annotation, cellular component: nucleus.
GGAGUAGGAGAAGGGGUAUUUGGGGAAAGAAAGAAGGAGAAAAAAAGUGCAAGUCGUCUUAGAGGAAGAGGGGGAGUAGGAAGGGUGGGAGCGAGGUGGAGGGGGUAUAAGAGAAAAAAGGGGGAGAAAGGGGGUGGGGAAGAGGCGAGGAGGGGACGCAUCAAUUUGUACAGUCUCCAGUUGGCACCCCUGUUUUUUUUCCUCCCCCUGCAACGAAUAGAAGGAGAUUUUCCUCUUGUGCAUUUAUUGUUAUGAUCGGAGCCCGAUGCAACAUGAGCCAGCACGAGCCCGUGUUGACAGACGCCUGGGCUGUGAGGCGUGCGUGUCAGCGUGCACCAUAAAAAGCCCCCCGACCAAACAGAGGGAGAGAAAGGAAAAGGGAGAGUGAGAGUGGGAGCACGCAUCGCUGGAUAUCAUAGGUUUUGGUAGCUCUCAUGGUGUAACACUCAUCCCAGUCAGUAAGCAACAGGAACCAAUUCAGUCCCCGCAAUGGCGUGUGUUGUAAAAUGGACGUUAUAAAGAAGAAACAAUGAAAACAAGGACACACAAAGAAUCGAUGCCCAUGCGCAGUGGGCGGCGGCGGGGGGCGAGUGAGGAGAGAAGGGGCAGACGCCCGCACUCCAGCCCCACUCGCCCUGAACGCAACGAUAGACAGACGCAAAGAGGUGCUGUUGAGGAAUUGGCUGGAAAUCGCUUCAGUCGCAGAUCACAAGGGCAUGAUUCAUCAGAGAGUGAGGGGGAGGAACUUGUGUCUCCUCCAAAGAGGCAGAAAGUUCAGGAUUCAGUCUCUACGCCAAACCCUCCAACAUCAACACACUCGACUGACAGCUCGGCUCCUUCCACUGUCCCACCUCCAACCUCGGUUGCCAGCCAAUCUCGUGAGAGUGACAACGAAGAUGGCCAAUCCCAGGGCAGCAGGAGUUCUGUUGUUGGGAGCCUGGCCAAUAGCAGCAGCAGUCUGAGCAGCGGGCGGGAUAUAGACCAGGACAAUCGUUCCUCAUCUCCGAGUCUCUCUGCCUCCCCUCUGGGUAGCCUGGACUCUGAUUCCGACGGCCCAGACUCACCAAAGCAAGGAGAGCGGGAACGAGAGAAAAGCAAGGAAGGGGGGGCGGGGAAGGUGUCAGGCGAGGAGAGGAGAGCGCUACGAGAGGGGAGAGGAGAGGACUCCUGUGGAGAUGGAGAAAAGCGAGAUGUGGAUGCAAGAAUUGAAGACUGUCCUUCUCUUAAGCCCCCCUCCACUCCGUGCUCUUCCUCUGGUCUGACUCCCUCCCUCCGGGGAGCAGGGGACUCAACAAAUGACAGCAAUAGCGGGAGGAAGUCCUACUUCUCCCUGGACUCCAAAUUGAUGUGUAAAGUUGAGUAUGGUGGACCAGUGGGUGUCGAUGGUGCACUUAGUGGCAACCGAAUGAAUUCCAAAGCCAGCACUCAGUGCGUGACCAAGAAUACUAUCUCGGGAGACUUUUCCCACAACAGCCCCAACAUUCCACACUCCUUACCCCCUCCUCUCCCACCUCCACCUGCCUUGAAGCCCUUGGAGCUCGGGGGACAAAACCUGCCUGCUGAGGUUAAGACAGAAAGAGACAAAAUAGAAAAAGCAGACAAACUCCUGGACAAGGCUCAGUCCACUCCUCCCUCGCUGCUGCCACAGACCGGCCCCCAGCCACAGUCCCAGCCUCAGACCCAGACCUCCACCCACCCUCAUCACUACAGCUCCUCCAGCUGGCAGGGUGGCACGGCAACUGGUUGCCAGGGGAGCUGGGGCUACACCCGUUACCCUAGCAACCACCACCCACACCAACCACAGCACCAGCCCCCGGUGCAGCAGCAGCAACUUCCCUCUGUUUACAACCCUCCGUCCUCUCGCCACUCCUCCUCCCACCCCUCUUACCUCCCCCAUCCUCAUCCUCACCCCCACAGGGAGUACCUUCCCAGGUACGCCGGAGGGGGAGGGGAAAGAGAGAGGGGGGCUGCAGGAGAGAGGGAGAGGGGAGUGAGGGGGGAGUGUGGGGGGAGAGAGUUGAACAGGGAGUUCUCUGCUCCCAUUGGCAACAGCAGCAACAAUAGUAGUGGGGUUAAUAGUAAUAGUGCUUCUGGUGGAAUAGGUGGACCCAACAGCAUCCAAGGCAGGGAGUUUGGGGGUCAGUCAGCGGGUCAGAACCGGGAGUUCCAAAGUUCUGGGAGAGAUGGACCUAACUUAGCUCCUGAAAGAAGAGACUUUGGUCCCGCUUUCAGAGACAGGGAGCGAGAAAGGGAAAGGGAACGUGAGGGAGGAAGGGAGUUUCCUCUGCCAAACCAAAAUCAGAGUAGAGACUUUGGUCCCAAUGGAGCUGGAGGGGGGCAUCCCAGAGACAAAGAUGGAGGCAGAUGGGGUGAGUUUGGGGGUCAGACAAGAGAGGUUGUUGGAAACAGUAACCCAAACAACAGCUCUAUCCCCCAGGGUAACCCUCCAAGUUCCACUAGCGGUUUACCUGUGACCCCAAUGCUGAACCGAGACCCACCUGCAUCACCCCAAAACAAUCCCUGCCACCCCUCUCAUUCCUCCAUGCCGCCACACCCCCACCCACAUCCCCCAAAUUCAUCCAACCGAGACUUUCCUCCUUCAAUGGACCAGGCACAAACUCCUUCCUCGGGAGCCGACCACUUUCAUAGAGAGUACACUCCCACUGGAGGAAAAGACUUUCCUGCCGGGGCGCCUCCUUCUGCUGGCACAAAUCGAGAGUACCUCAGCUCCCCUGGGGUGACUCCAAACCUUGGACGAGAGUAUUCAGGGCCUGGAGGAACCCAAAAUCCCCACCCACAUCACCCCCACUACCAGUCUGCAACCAGAGACAGAGAAAGGGAUUCAAACCUGCGUGAGCCAGCUUUGUACCAAAACCGUGGAGGCCAAAGCCAACCUCCUGCACUCUCUCCUUCCUCCUCGUCCACCCAUCACGUCCACCCUCCAAAUCCUCCUUACCCACCGCCACCUCAGCCCCCUCUAGCCCCACCUCAAACCUCCCAUUCCCAGCCACCCCCUUCGGGUAUGACACCCAAUGUACACCCCCAGCACUACCAGUCCUCGUCCCAGACUCCUCCAACCCCUCUUUCUCCCUUACCCAGCCCUUCCACCAAUCAGAUGGGAGGCUUCUCAUCUUUUCCCCCUGGCUCCUCCUCUGCAUCCAACAUGCCACUUGCUGGACCAGGUGUGCCAUCCAGCUGUUCAGCUGGAUGUCGCCCCUCCCCUUUCCAUGGCACUUUGAACAACCACCCUCCAUUCAGUGGAACGUACCACUCCAAUGGGAACAGUGGCAGUAACAUGGCCAAUAGCAAUAGCAACAAUAGCGCACCCAAUAGCAGCAAUACCAACUCACAGUCUCUCUCGCCUCAAAAUAUGUCCAAAGGACCCCCGCCUCUUAGCAACUCUGCCAACAACAACAGCGUCUCGGCUCCCGCCUCCAGUUCUUCACUCCCGAGUGGAGACGGACAUUCAGAUUCGGGCCCGCCUCCCCCACCUGUCAUCAUCAAGGAAGAACCAAUAGAAGACAGGGAAGAGAAUGAAAGCCCACCUUUGGUGUUGAGAAGCCCUUCUCCUGAACCCAAACCUGUAGACAUCCCUAUCCACGCCAGUCAAUCAGCACGGUUUCACAAGGUCCUUGACCGUGGCAACGGGAACUCCUGUGCCCGCAGCGAUGUCCUCUUUGUCCCGUUGGAUGGCUCCAAACUGUGGAAGAAGAGAAAUGAGAUGAUUGAAAGGGCCCGGAGAGAGGUCGAACAGCGGGCCAGAGACCUGAGAGAAAAAGAGAGGGAAAGAGAGCGGGAGCGGGAGCGUGAGAGGGAACUGGAUCGACAUCUACAGCAGCAGAAGGAUGUCAACGCCGCUGGAGUGUGUCGCCAGGGCUCCUCACUCUUCUUUCCCUCCUCGUCCUCUAUCAUCCUUGAUCCUUCAUCUUCCUCCUCAGGCAACCCUGUCUCCCAUCAGUCCCCUCACCCCCAGCAUCAUCAACAUCCACAUGUUCACCUUUCUCAAGCACAUCAUCUUCAUCCCUCCCUCUCUCACUCUAUCCCCCACUCCCUCCUCAUGCCAUCCAUGGGUGGGGCAUCAGCCAUGGUUGGAGGCCAACAGGGAGCCCUGGGAAUGGGUUUAGGAGGUCCGUACCUGGGCCCAGACACCCCAGCACUGAGAACCCUGAGCGAGUACGCUCGCCCUCAUGCUAUGUCUCCUCUCGGAGCAGCAAGCCGUGCCCAGGCUCACCACCAACAAAUGCACCAUGGUCAUCCCCAUGUCCACCCCUCAUUUUUCCUUCCUCAGUUCCAAAAUCAUGCUUUAGCCCACCCCCACCAUAUGCCUGCUGAUGCAGCUACAGCAGCAGCCAUCUUGGGUUUUUUGUAUGGGGGCAGCAUUGAAGGUGGUCCAGUUGUUGGUGGCCACCCAGGAAUGGCUGGAGGCCAGAUACCUGGAGGGUUUGGGGGAGCAGGAUUCGGAGGAGUUGGCUUUCCUCAUGCGAUGGCUGCACAUCGAGAUCGAAUGAAGCAAGGGUUUGAAUUUAAGAGCGAUGAGCGGGUUUACCAUCCAGGGUCCAUACCCGAUCAUGCAGCUCUCGCACUUGCCCACUCACAUUCACAUGCCCAUGCCAACGCCCAUGUGCAUGCGCAUGCGCAUGCGCAUUCCCUGCUCCUUGGAGGAGGUCCUGCGGGAUCUAAUGAGGUGUCAGUCUAUGGCACUCCUCCUCCCCCAGCUCCCCCUGGCCCUCCACACCUCCAGAACCCAAGCCUGGCCCCAGUAACUCGACCUCCCAACCCUCCAGCGCCUCAGUCUCUGUCCAAUCCACCCCCCCCAUCUCUCCGCCCACCCUCACUCCCCUCUCACCCUUCAUCCGCGGCACCCACUGCCCCCACAGCCCCGGCCACCCCUGCUGCUCCUCCGCCAGCUCCUCCUCCACCUGCUCCACCGACCUCCAAUGCCGCCUCACUUCAUCACCCAGUCCCUCAUUCUUCUUUUCCCAGCGCUCUGUCCUCUCAUCUGCCACCAGCCCCUGCUCCAGCCGCUCCCCCCGAGGCCUACCCCACUCCCACUCGCUCACCCGCCUCUUAUGAGCGAGACAGGAGUGAGGAGAGAGAGAGGGACAGGGAGCGAGACAGAGCAGCUUUGCCGCCAUUUGGGGACAGAGAGCGAGAAAGAGAGAGGGAGAGGGAGAGAGAAAGGGGAGGAAGUGGUGGAGGAGGAGGAGCAGGAGGGGGAAGUGGAGGAGGAGGAACAGGUGGAGGAGGUGGGGGAGAGAAUCCGGGACGUCUUCAGAUGCUAAACGUGACGCCUCAUCAUCACCAGCAUUCACACAUCCACUCACAUCUUCACCUACACCAGCAAGACACAGCGGCGGGCGGGGUUCACCCCCUGAUGGACCCGUUGGCGUCGGGGUCUCCUUUGGCACGCCUCCCAUAUCCAGGAGCCACGCUAGGCACUCCCAUCCUGGCUCACCCCCUCACUGACAGCGAGGUUCUCCGCCAACAGCUGUUCGGUGAGGAGAAGGCUCCUCGUCCAUGUGCUCCUUUCCGUGACUUGCCCCAGCCGUCCUCCCUCACUGGACCCAUGUCAGCAGCCCACCAGCUCCAGGCCAUGCAGCAGGCCCAGAGUGCCGAGCUGCAAAUCCAGAGACUGGCCCUGGAACAACAGUGGAUCCAUCACCACCACCACCACUCCCUCACCCAGGACGAGUACUACAGUCACCUGAAGAAAGAAAGCGACAAGACCAUGUGAGGGAGGGACGCAACAGAGAGCAGCAUGGAGAAAAACCGAGGGACAGUGUGUGUGUGUGUGUGUGUGUGUGUGUGCGUGCACGCGCAAACUUAAACGCAUAAAGCUAAGGCGAAGCACCGGACACAGUGAAGGAAUAAAGACUCAAAAGAAAAGCUGGACUGAAGGACGGGGAAUUCACUCAAGAAAUCAAGAAGACUUUGAAGGAUUGACAAAAGAAGGAGGAGGAAGAGGAGGAGGAGGAGGGUGUAAAAACGUGCACCGGGAUGAAGAUGCAGACUCCACUACUUCCCUUCAUUAUGUUCUUGAACUCCAGUCCUGUUUUAUAUCGUGCUCCGUACAGUAUAUUAGAUGGGGGCAGCUAUAGUGAAGUACCGUAUGUGUAAAAUACUUUUGCCAGAAGGAAUGUGUACAUGAGUCUCUUUUAUGUCAUUGCAUGUAGCUAUAGCGCUUAUUCUGACCUGGUGGAACUUUUGGUUCUAUUUUUAGUAAUCACCCCCUCUUUUGUACCCGAGGGGCGUUCUAUAUGCAUGAGACCAGCAAUUUAGUGUUAUGUUUAUGAUCAAUAGUAUUGUUAUUAUGAUUAAUGUCGUCUGUUUGUUGAUAAUGAUAUAAUUAUAUAUACAGUACAUAUUAUUUGUAUUAUUUUUUUACAUUUUCAUGGUAUGGCAGGCAGUUUUUAUUUUUAUUUUUUAUUUUGGAUUUACCUUGUGAAACAAGAUGCAAAUGAAGGCAAAAAAAUCUGGAAAUAAAUUAUAAUCUUUUUUUUUCUA